Molecule: messenger RNA, 3543 nt
Organism: Rana temporaria (common frog)
Lineage: Eukaryota; Metazoa; Chordata; Amphibia; Anura; Ranidae
Gene: DNAJC21
Product: DnaJ heat shock protein family (Hsp40) member C21
Exons: 12
Coding region: 77-1711 (544 amino acids)
Cellular component (GO): cytoplasm
Molecular function (GO): zinc ion binding; nucleic acid binding
Source: RefSeq, a predicted model, not a curated record
GGUGGUGGUUUCCUGUUCCGGGUCAGGGGGAUACACGUGUGUGGAGUGGGGUUAGCCGGUCGGUGAAGGGGGAAGGAUGCGGUGUCACUACGAGGAGCUCGGGGUGAGGAGGGACUGUACGGACGAUGACCUGAAGAAGGCCUACCGGAAGCUGGCGCUGAAAUGGCACCCGGAUAAGAACUUGGACAAUUCAGAGGAGGCUUCGGAGCAGUUUAAAUUGAUCCAGGCAGCGUAUGACGUCCUCAGCGACCCCCAGGAGAGAGCAUGGUAUGACAACCACAGAGACGCUCUGUUAAAAGGAGGUGUUGAUGGAGAAUAUCAAGACGAUAGUCUAGACCUCGUUCAGUACUUCACUGUGACCUGCUACUCCGGAUAUGGCGAUGAUGAGAAGAGCUUCUAUGCUGUAUACCGGAGAAUCUUUGCGCUGAUUGUGAAGGAGGAGAUGGAAAGUAAGAUCAGUCAGGAUGAAGAAGAGGAAUACCCACCAUUUGGAGACUCCCAGAGUGACUAUGACACGGUAGUGCACCCCUUUUAUGCUUACUGGCAGAGCUUCUGCACUGUAAAGAACUUUGCUUGGAAAGAGGAGUUUGACACCCGGCAGGCCUCUAAUCGCUGGGAGAAACGGGCCAUGGAAAAGGAAAACAAGAAAACCCGGGACAAGGCCCGGAAAGAGAGGAACGAGCUGGUACGUGAGCUGGUGGCCUUUGUCAGAAAAAGGGACAAGAGAGUCCAGGCCCAUCGGAAGCUGGUGGAAGAGCAGAAUGCGGAGAAAGCCAAAAAGGUGGAGGAACUGCGAAGACAGCAGAAGAUACAAAAUGCCAAGAUGGCAGAGCAGUACAAGGAGCAGAGCUGGAUGGCCAUGUCCGACAUGGAGAAGGAGCUUCAGCAGAUGGAAGCUCAGUAUGAACAGCAGUUUGGAGAUGGGAUGGAGGAUUAUGAAGAGGAAGUAGAUGAACAGCAGAAUGGCAAAGCCAGCGAUGAAGGAGAUGAAGAGGAAUAUUAUGAUGACCUCUACUGCCCCGCUUGUGACAAGAACCUUAAGACCGAUAAAGCAAUGAAGAAUCACGAGAAGUCCAAAAAACAUCGGGAGAUGGUGGCUCUCCUGCGGCAGCAGCUGCAGGCUGAAGAGAUGGAGUACAGUGCUGCUGACGGGGAAGACAACAAUGUCCUGGAUGGAGAAGGGGCGACGCUGUCUGAAGACCAGGAACCCGAGGAGACCCCAAAACCAAAAGCAAACAAAAAGCAAAAAAAGAAAAAACAGAAAGGCUGUCAGAUCCCAGAGAACGAGAUGCCAGAGGACAACAUGCCGAUAGAAAAUGAUGGGGAGAGCGAUACAAAAAAUGAAACGAUACAACCUAAAGAGGAUGAAACUAUCCUGGACACCGUUCCGAACAACGUAGAGCCCGAAGACAACCUCAUCCAAGAUACAGAAACCGUCAUGGCUCCUGAGAUGAAUGAAGAAAAACCAGCACAAAAACUCAAGGGAAAGAAAGCAAAAGAUAUGAAGAAAGCUGCCAAAAUGGCAGUCGUACAGGAGACCGAAGAACAGACUUUUGUCCCACUUCGAUGCAACACCUGCACUUCUGUGUUUCCAACGCGGAAUAAACUCUUUAGUCACCUUAAGUCUACAGGACACUCGCUGGCCACUGGUAACCCACCAGCAAAUGCAGCAACUCCCAAGCCUAAAAAAGACAAACGGAAAAAUAAAUGACCUCCUUAUGAUGGUACUGAACUGGACUUGCUAAUCACUACAGGCCGUCCAGGCUGUGUAAUAGGAGAAAACCGCCUCCAGGUUCUCCUAGUGUCUACAGUCUGGGUUUCUGCUGGAGAUGCACAAGCUGUUGUCCCCUAUUUAUUUAAGGACUGAUGACCAUCCACUGAGGGAAAUGCCUGCUAAGCCAUUAGAAGCAGUCAUUUUGGGCUACAGCUGUCCGUGACCUUUCAGCUAAACUGUCCGCUUCUGCUUAAACAAAACAACGCUGUAAUAAUUUUUCAUACUGAUCCGUCUACAUGUGCACUUGUCUUCUGGUCACAUGGGAAGAUUUUUUAAGGUCGUGUGUUACAACCAUACUUCCUUUGCAAUGUUUGUUUCACUUUUAAAGGUUAAAUGCACCUUUAUCACAGCAAUCUGUACUUCACACCCCCCUAUCUUGCAAAUUUUGAAAUGGAACCGCAUAAGUGAGAUUUACAAGAAGCAUCCGCAAUCUGUAGGUUAACCAUGAAUCCCAUUGCUGAGAGAAUGUUUUAUAUACUUAAUUUGAUAGGUAGGAAUGCUAGGGUCUCUACUUAUUAUUGGCGUCAACUCAGCAUGGUUCCUGAUCAUAGAUCAGAGUCCAGCCUGAAAUGGCCACUUCAAACUUCUUUGGCCUGCAGAGGCCACUUGAGCUUGAAGAAGGCUUACAGUCCUCUGUUUAAUAUGGUAAUUAUCAGAUACAAUUACAAUAUAAAAAAAAAACUUUUACCUUCUAACAGGUUAUCAAAACAGUAUAACAAGCCUUAUGUCUGUAAAAGAAAUGAAAAUGUAUUUAUGUAGACAAACUAUUCAUAGCCUUGCUGAGACUGCUAAAUGUGGUCUGGGCUUCUAGACUUUAGUGAUCUUUGUUCAUGAAAGGUUAAAGCGGAGUUCCACUUAAAAGUGCAAGCUCCACUUAUCUAACUCCACCACCCCCGCUUCAGUGCCACAUUUUUUUUUUUGACAGGUACCUAUUUCCAUUUCCGGGUUAUCUCGCCGUGGUUCGGCACAAAGCGCAACAUGCUUGGCGCAGUAGGGAACUGGCUGUGAUAAGCCGCAAGGCUUCACUGCUUGUUUCCCUUACAAGCAAUGGCGGCAGCACCUGAGAGCAGAUGGAAAAAUCAGCAGGGGUGAAGACAACGUGGGAUCCCUGGACAGGUAAGUAUCCGAAUAUUAAAAGUCAUCAGCUACAGUAUUUUUUUUCUGAAGGGGGCUGGACCACCUCUUUAAGGCCUGCUUGUCUUGGCCUGGCCUGGCUGGCACAGUGUUCUUCUUUUUUGCUCAGCAUUUGUGCUGGGAAAUAAUUUUUCCACCCGUAGUCAGGCAUGUAUCAGAUUUGGAGAACGUUACAGACUAAAAAUGUCUGUGCCGUCUCAGGGCACUCUAGACUGUGUAGACUUCUGCAAAUUCCUCAUGUUUGGUUCCAAUUAGAAUUUUGCUGUAUAAUAUGGCAGAGGGUGUGGGGUGAGUCUGAGGAGUUGUGAUAAAGGUGCUUCUGCCCUUUAAAUUCCACAAUACAACUUUAGAACUAUCCAAGAUACAGAAAGAAACGCAUUCAUGGCAAUGGUCUCGGUAUUUGUUUACAACAGGAAGAAAUCGAAUACCAGGGAACAAAAUGAGAUUGUAUUUUAUUUUCAAAAUGGGAUUAUUAUGGGAAUCUGUCCAGGAUGGUAAACUAUGACAUCAUUGAACAUUUGUUGUGUAUUUAGCUUUUGUACUCCCAAAGCUCAACUUCAGGAAGAGUAAAUUCCUCACUUGCAGUGGGGUGUACCCAUCCCAAUACUGGUUCCCCAGUGUAGUGCAUUUGGCAA